Mucor velutinosus is the source of this 1497-nucleotide messenger RNA. RefSeq lists its product as uncharacterized. Lineage: Eukaryota; Fungi; Mucoromycota; Mucoromycetes; Mucorales; Mucoraceae. The coding region runs from base 1 to 1497 and encodes 498 amino acids. The record is from RefSeq and is a predicted model, not a curated record. The transcript is spliced from 3 exons.
AUGAAAGUUAACGCUGAUGCCAAGCGUCCUGUCAAGACUGUUUUUACUUCUGGUAUUACAUCUGAUCUAGCUGCUGUAUCUGCUUCUGGCUCAGGUUCUUUUACUACAGCUGUAUCUACUCCUAAUGGUCCCUCUAGCGCUUCUGAUGCUGUUGCUGCCUCCAAUGCUAGUUUUGAUAUUGAUAAUAAGGAAGACGAACAAGAAGAAGAGGAUGGCGUACGUGAUCUGCUCAGAAGACGAAUUAUGAUUCUCAAAGCUAUCCUGAGAAAUCUCUUGGUGAGGCAAGCUGGCAAGUCUAUCACCUAUACACAGCUCAAGAAGGAACGUCCCGAUAUCACGGAAGAAGAGAAUCGCGAUGUCGCGUUUAAUUCUUUUUUCGACAUUCGUGCCAUCACGCAAGCCUGCAAAUCCUUUGGUCUGACAUUUGCUCACAACCUCACCAUUCUGCCUGGUCUUACCUCUGUCCGUAUUUUGGGUACCAAACCAAGUUCUAGAAAGUCAGUUUCCAAUGCGAAGAAAUCUCUAGAUAUUGAUUGGGAUACCGUGAGAGAGCUUCAAACCAGAACUAAUCAAGCAUUGAAGAAGGACAUUGACCAACUGGAAACCGAUAUCAAGACUGUGUCUGAUGAGCUGAAGGCUGCAAACAAGGACCACAAGAAGGAGCAGUAUUCUGCAAGGAUCAAGGACUUGAAGAAGCAGUGGCACACUGAUUAUAGCAAACACCAAGAAAUCAAAGAGCUGAAGGCUCAAAGAUACCAGUUGUUCAUCGCCAUCAAACAGACCAAGCAACAACUGUCCAACAUGAGAACUCGUGCCUUUUUGACAAGGAAAGCCAUUGAAUAUAGAAACAAAGACAUCCCUCUUGUAUCAAAUUACGAGCCUCCUCCUUCUGACCAACAUCUCGAUUCAAUGGUGUUUUCGGGUACUGAUAACGGGCUGGCUGUAAUGACAGAAACUAUUGGCAUGAAUCUGAACAAAUACAAAUAUCACUUGUCACUGCAUAAUAGAUUCUCUCCUCUCAUCCAUCUCAAUGCUGAUGAAGGCAAUUUGUCUGAUAGUACUGGUACUGCUGCUGGUAACGAUGGCAAUGGCGUUGAUCAAGUUAUUACGAACGAUGCUAUUGACAAGGAUGAAAUUCGUGAUGGCAGUGUUAAAUGCGAUGGAGAUCUCAAUGGUGACGAUGAUGACGCCGGUGCUACUGCUAAUGAUCGUGGUCAGACAACAACAUUUGAACCUCUGCCAGAGUCAUACAAGAUGCGUGCUGAAGAUGUCGACUUUGGUUCUGGCCAAUUUGUGAGGCGAAAGAUCACUUUGAAAGACAAGAAAGCAACAGAAGAAGGAAAGAAGGUUCAAGAGAUUGAGCAGCAAUUGCCGAGAUCCAGUGUGUUCAGAGCCAAAGAGGUAGAGGAUGUCGUGUCAAAUCUUGAUGCACACAGAAGCAAUGGCCCAGCAUUGCGAGCGUUCUACCACUCAGAGAAGCAAAAAUACUCUCUCUAA